AAGUAAAACUUCCAAUUUUCAGUUGAGUAUUAAGUCUAUGCAUUUGUCCUUGCCUACAUAUACACGGUCUACGGCAGUAUGAUGGCCGUAAUGAAGCUUAAGAAGCGUGUGAGUCACAUCGCCGUUUCUCCAAUGGAAGCUAAUCGGGAGGUCAACGAUUGGGCAGAUGAUAAUGUUCCUGUCAUUUUAACAACUUCCUAUCCACUGGCUCAGUCAUUCAGACGUCAUCGGAGCAGAAAUGUCUGUCCGCCAGGCACUUGAGCAACAAAUAGGAAGGGGAGGAAGAAGGAUUUUAGGACGCUAGGAGAUCAGAAGCAAAGUUCUGUUUUGGAGGGAAGGCAGUCAGAUCAUUGUACUCGAAACUGCUCGUCUUCGAAACGCCAGACCGAUAGCGACAGUUACAGUAGUAAAUUCUCAAGUCGCAUAAGUGAAACCGAAGAUAACAGCAGAAAUGGGAUUGGAAUCGUUGCUUUAACAUUUUGCCGCCAAUUCCCCAUUAACAAAUCAAAUUCGCGGCAGUUAGCUUAAUGCUCCCCAACAAAUAUAUAAGAUAGAUUGCGUACGCGAAUAUAUGCGAAACAUACUUGAAACGAUGGUGCCUGUUUGGCACGAACGUUAAUAUCAAGAUAUUUUUUUUAUACUUUUUCAGAGCAACAUGGUUUUCAUUGAACUCCACGAAUAUUUAAUAAUAAUAUUAUUAUUAUUAUUAUUUAACACGUUGUUUUAGCAUCUUGCAUUCAGUUUUCUUAAACCGAUGUACUUGAGACACAUUUCGAGCCUUUCACUGAAUGCCUUCUAUAAGGAGCCAAUGGUACAACAUAAUUAUCGGUGAAUAACUCACGUUGUUCGGCAUUCAUAAGCUUGUCACGAUUAUCAAAUCUAAAUGGAUUUCGAACUGUUAUGUCUAUGCGCUACCACUAGGCACCGCUGCAAGCGGCUGGUAGUUCCUCCCGAUGCAGUAUAUUAGGAAAUUAUCCAGUUGACAAAUAUGACCAGUUAUGCGAGAAACGAUAUUAAGUUAAAUGUCUUACCUAAAACACGUUCCGUUAGCGAACCUGAUAGAACUUGACACAUCUUGCCAAAACGUCUUAUUACAUCAAACAAAUAAAUUACAUUUGCUCUGGUUACAAGAAUAGCAUCUUCAUAUUCAGCAAAACGCCUUAUCUACUUGCUACAUUCAAAUGUAAUCGAUAUGCUGCCAAUGGGCGCAUGUAUUCUAUCAUCUACCAUUUAUAGCUUUGCAGCUAUUUUUCAACUUGUUUGAUAUCGUCUAACUCACCUAACUUCCACGAGCAUUAGCAAUCGUCUAUAAGGUGUAAGCUACGACGACUUCGUUUUAUCGCUCGCACAACACGUGAGCGCUCUGCUGCUGAAAGCAAUCAGACCCAGGUCCGUGUCUAUUUUCGCGUCAUUGGGGUUUUCUAGCCAGUUUGUGUAGGCAGCGCCCCCUAUCUGCAACCAGGCUGUUACGGCUACAGCAAAACCAUAGCAUUUUUGUGGCCGACACCAAUUGGCGUGCUAAUCGGUUUUGUCCGACUAAUCGAAAACUGGAAAAUCCACCGUUCAGUUUACUCGUUUCCGCGCCAGUUCAUCUGUGUAAGCUGACGAGGUCAGCGACGGUGCUCGGACUAGAAGACUUAAGUUCUCUUCGCUGAAGUUCUUUGCUUUUGGCAGCACAAAUAAUUUUAGCAGUUCGAAGUUGAGAAGCGGUGGUUUGCUGCUACUUCAGUCGUUCGUGUCCGCCUGCCCACUUUCGCCAGGAAGCCUUUCUGUGGUGCAGAUGUCGACGUUUCGUCCGCUCGUUUUCUGUGGACCAUCGGGAAGCGGCAAGUCGACGCUUCUGAAGCGGUUGAUUAACGAACAUGAGAAAUGGUUUCAAGUCAGCGUUUCUCAUACAACCCGUAAGCCUCGUCCUGGCGAAACAAAUGGAAAGGAGUAUCACUUCGUAACAUCCGAGGAAAUGGAUAAAGCAAUUGCUCGAGGCGAAUUCAUCGAGCACACUAAAUUCUCUGGAAAUAUGUAUGGCACAAGUAAACGUGCCGUAGAAGACGUAAUUAAAGAAGGACGCAUCUGUGUCCUCGACAUCGAGAUCGAGGGGGUGAAAAGCAUAAAGAACACCAACUUCAACCCGCGAUGCGUCUUCAUUAAGCCACCUUCCCUUCAGAUUCUCGAAGAGCGACUAAGAAAUCGUGGUACAGAGACGGAAGAAACUUUAAAAAAACGCCUUAGUCGAGCUGCGCUUGAGUUGCAAUACGGAGAGGAACCAGGCAAUUUCGAUCUUGUUAUUGUCAAUGACAACUUCGAAGAAGCUUACGAGAAGCUUGAGAACUUCCUUAUAAAGGAGUACCCAGCGGCAUUUUUUGAGCAAGAAAGUUGCUUAAAAAUUCAAAAAGGUUGGCAAACAUAGCUAACGUAGAUACAAAAAAGAGACCUAAAAUACGUAAAGUGUGACGUAAAAUAAGUGACCUCGUACUCUGCA
Varroa destructor (honeybee mite) is the source of this 2479-nucleotide messenger RNA. Its product is annotated as guanylate kinase. Gene Ontology annotation, biological process: purine nucleotide metabolic process. NCBI's taxonomy places the organism in Eukaryota, Metazoa, Arthropoda, Arachnida, Mesostigmata, Varroidae. The record is from RefSeq and is a predicted model, not a curated record. Gene Ontology annotation, cellular component: cytosol. Gene Ontology annotation, molecular function: GMP kinase activity.